UUACUUACUCUUCUCAUUCUCCUCACAGGAAACCAACAUUCUUGGAUUUAAAGGACCACGGAAGAUGACGGUGAUUAUCCCGGGAAUGAACUUGGAUGGUGAGAGAGUUUCCAUUCGACCCAAGAAUGAACACGAGACUUUGCUGACACGAUGGCAGAAUAAAAACAUGGAAAAUAUAAUUGAGUUGCACAACAAAUCUCCCAUCUGGAAUGAAGACACUCAGUCUUAUGUCCUGAACUUCCAUGGUCGUGUGACACAGGCUUCUGUGAAGAAUUUCCAGAUUAUCCAUUCCAAUGACCCUGAUUACAUUAUUAUGCAGUUUGGCCGGGUCGCUGAUGAUGUCUUCACUAUGGAUUAUAACUACCCGAUGUGUCCCAUUCAGGCAUUUGCAGUGGCCCUAUCCAGUUUUGACAGUAAACUGGCAUGUGAGUAAUCCUCACAAACUGCCAGCAGAUAUGAACUGGACAAAAUCAAUCCUUGAAUUUUCCAAGACCAGGAAAGUAGGAGAAGAUACAAGCACCAGGAGCUGUGUUAUAGAGAGAUCCAGGAAUAUUCUGCAGAUUUUUCAGAAUCUCUGACUUUAAAUCUGAGACAAUGUUUGAAAAACGGUGUCAGAAAUUGGGGCAAGUUUAAUGAAUAUUCAUGUGAAAUGCU
Chiloscyllium plagiosum (whitespotted bambooshark) is the source of this 654-nucleotide messenger RNA. The record is from RefSeq and is a predicted model, not a curated record. NCBI's taxonomy places the organism in Eukaryota, Metazoa, Chordata, Chondrichthyes, Orectolobiformes, Hemiscylliidae.